AUGUCUACAAGUAUAAUGGCUGUUCCAGAGUUCAAAGUUUCAUCUCUCACAGGUUCACUUACUCGUCACAAUCCACGGUCAUGCACGUAUCAAACAUGGAACUUAUCGCAACUAACAUCAAAACCAGGGAGAAUACAUAAUGUAUUAUCGAUCAAAUCCGUUGCUUUUCAUGACAAGUUGGCACCUUUCCAAACUGAUCAUAGGACGAAAAGUUUGGAGCAAGUGAAAAGAAGAAGCCAAGAGGCAUUGCAAAAGUCAAGUGAUCCACUGGAAACAUUGGAAAUGAUUGACAGCAUCCAAAGGCUUGGAAUUGGGCAUCAUGUCGAAGAAGAGAUCAAUUCAGUGCUUGGAAGGUUGUGGGAUUGGGACACCUCUCAUGACCUCUAUGCCACAGCCCUUCAUUUCCGCUUGCUGAGGCAUAAUGCCUGGCCUACUUGUUCUGACGUUUUCAAGAAAUUUUUGGACAAGAGUGGGAAUUUUAAGGAAUCAAUCAGCAGAGACACUAGGGGUAUGUUAAGCCUGUUUGAGGCAUCAUAUUUAGGGGCAGAAGGUGAAGAAGUACUGCAGCAUGCCAUGGACUUCACAAGGGCUCAUCUCCAUCACUCAAUCCCAUACCUUGGCCCUGAAGUAGGAAGGCACGUUUCCAGAGCCUUAACACUUCCAAGGCACCUAAGAAUGGCCAGAUUAGAAGCUAAAAGUUACAUGGACGAAUAUAGCCAAUCAAGCAUCAAAAUACCAGCUCUUCUUGAAUUGACAAAGUUAGACUUUGACAUGGUUCAGUUGCUUCACCAAAGAGAAUUAGCAGAGAUCUCAAGGUGGUGGAAAGAAUUGGGACUUGUUGACAGACUUGGUUUCGGCAGAGAUAGACCAACAGAGUGCUUCCUAUGGACAGUGGGAAUUUUUCCAGAACCACAUUAUUCAUUUUGCCGCAUUGAACUUACAAAAACCAUAUGCAUUUUGCUAGUGAUGGAUGAUAUCUUUGAUACUUAUGGUACAUUAGAUGAACUUGUUCUUUUCACCAAGGCAAUCAAAAGGUGGGAUCUUGAUGCGAUGGAGCAGCUGCCUGAAUAUAUGAAGAUAUGCUAUAUGGCAUUGUAUAACACCACCCAUGAAAUUGCGUACAGAAUUCAAAAAAGGGACGAGUUAACCGUUGUUGAUCACUUGAAAAGAACGUGGAUUGACAUAUUUGAAGCAUUUCUAGAAGAAGCCAAAUGGUUCAACAACGGAUACACGCCAACUUUUAGAGAAUAUUUGGAUAAUGGGGUGAUUUCUUCAGGAUCAUACAUGGCCUUGGUGCAUGCAACUUUCCUCAUUGGAGAUGGUCUCUCAAAGGAAACCAUAUCAAUGAUGAAGCCAUAUCCUAGGCUCUUCUCUUGCUCUGGUGAAAUUCUUCGGCUUUGGGACGACUUAGGAACCUCAAGGGAGGAACAAGAAAGAGGGGAUAAUGCUUGCAGCAUACAGUGCCUGAUGAGAGAAAAUAAUAUUUCAGAUGAAAAUGAAGCCAGGAAACAUAUAAGGAGGCUUAUAGGGAACUUGUGGCCAGAGCUCAAUGGUCUUGCCAUAACCACAUCCGCUCUACCUGUGUCAAUUGCGAAAGCUUCUCUUAACAUGGCUAGAACUGCUCAGGUCAUAUAUCAGCAUGGAGAUGAUAAAAGCACUUUUACGGUUGACGAUUAUGUGGGAACAUUGCUCUUUACACCCUCCGCUAGUUAUUGA
Molecule: messenger RNA, 1716 nt
Organism: Gastrolobium bilobum
Lineage: Eukaryota; Viridiplantae; Streptophyta; Magnoliopsida; Fabales; Fabaceae
Product: probable terpene synthase 11
Exons: 7
Coding region: 1-1716 (571 amino acids)
Biological process (GO): diterpenoid biosynthetic process
Molecular function (GO): terpene synthase activity; magnesium ion binding
Source: RefSeq, a predicted model, not a curated record